Erigeron canadensis is the source of this 1957-nucleotide messenger RNA. RefSeq names its product nucleobase-ascorbate transporter 3-like. The transcript is spliced from 14 exons. Gene Ontology annotation, biological process: transmembrane transport. The coding region runs from base 97 to 1752 and encodes 551 amino acids. NCBI's taxonomy places the organism in Eukaryota, Viridiplantae, Streptophyta, Magnoliopsida, Asterales, Asteraceae. Gene Ontology annotation, molecular function: transmembrane transporter activity. The record is from RefSeq and is a predicted model, not a curated record. Gene Ontology annotation, cellular component: plasma membrane; plasmodesma.
UUUCCAUAUUUGAAAGUUUUCAUUUUUAUCACAAACUUUUUAUUUCUUAACAGACAGAUAAACACUACUUGAAGUCAUACAUUUCAACUGAAUAUUAUGGUGGAAAACGGUCACCACCACCACCACAACCAACCACCGCAUCCGGUGGUGGCUCCGCCGAUGAGCAUCCAACAGCCGUUAGGAGCUGCUAGAGGACCUGCUUAUCCCCCCACUGAACAGCUUAAUGUCCUUAACUAUUGCAUCCAUUCCAAUCCUUCAUGGGGCCAAACUGUUUUACUUGCCUUCCAGCAUUACAUUGUGAUGUUGGGAAGUGUUGUUAUGAUCGUUAGCAUGCUUGUUCCCCAAAUGGGUGGUAAUCAUGGUGAUAAAGCUCGUGUUAUUCAAGUGGUAUUAUUUAUGUCGGGUUUGAAUACCCUUUUGCAAACUCUAAUUGGUAGCAGGCUUCCAACAGUCAUGGGGCCUUCUUUUGCUUAUCUUUUACCCGUUUUGUCGAUCAUAAAUGACCUUGCAGACGAAGAUUUCUCAUCUGAGCGUGAGAGAUUUCAUCACACGAUGAGGGCUAUUCAAGGAGCCCUAAUUAUAUCUUCAUUCUUCAAUAUUAUAAUCGGAUUUAGUAGAGCCUGGGGAGACUUUACAAAGCUAUUUAGUCCAGUUAUUAUCGUUGCAUAUGUUUGUGUAGUCGGUCUUGGACUAUUUGGUAGAGGGUUUCCUCAGCUUAGCAAAUGUGUGGAGAUUGGUCUUCCCAUGCUUUUAUUUUUGAUCGUCUUUCAACAGUAUCUGAAGCGGCUACAUGAACGGGCUCAUCCUAUUCUUGAAAGAUUCGCUUUGCUUUUUUGCAUAGCACUUAUAUGGGCUUUUGCUGCUCUUCUCACUGUAGCUGGUGCUUAUAAAAAUGUCGGUAAUGUAACAAAACAAAAUUGCAGGACAGAUCGUUCUUACCUCUUGGAAACUGCACCGUGGAUCAAAAUGUCAUAUCCGUUUCAAUGGGGUGCUCCUAUAUUCAGAGCAAGUCAUGUUUUUGGAAUGAUGGGGGCGGCUCUUGUGUCUACAGUAGAGUCCACAGGAACUAUGUAUGCUGCAUCUCGUUUUGCAGGUGCCACACCUCCUCCAGCACAUGUCAUUAGCCGGAGCAUCGGUUUUCAGGGUAUAGGCCAACUACUUGAAGGGAUAUUUGGUUCAAUUGUGGGGACCACUGCAUCUGUAGAAAAUGUUGGACUUCUUGGGCUAACUAACGUGGGAAGUAGAAGAGUGGUUCAAGUAUCGGCUGCUUUCAUGUUCUUCUUCUCCAUAUUUGGAAAAUUCGGGGCAUUCUUUGCAUCAAUCCCUCUUCCAAUAUUUGCAGCCAUAUAUUGUGUUCUGUAUGGUCUUGUUGCUUCCGUUGGAGUUACAUUUAUUCAGUUUACAAACAACAAUUCCAUGAGAAAUAUCUACAUCUUGGGAUUAUCUCUGUUCCUAGGAAUAUCAAUACCCCAAUAUUUUGUUAUGAACACUGAUCAACUCGGUAAUGGACCCGUUAAUUCUAAUGGUGGAUGGUUCAAUGAUAUAUUGAAUACUAUAUUCUCUUCCCCUCCAACGGUGGCAAUGAUUGUGGGAACGAUAUUGGAUAACACGUUGGAUGCACAUGGUGCACGGGACGAUAGAGGAAUGGGGUGGUGGGCCCCUUUUCAACAUCGUGAAGGCGACGGAAGAAACCAGGAGUUUUAUAGUUUUCCUCUCAGAAUAAACGAGUAUAUGCCUAGGAGAUAUUUAUGAUUUGUUAUCCCUGCCUUUUUUGGAUAUAAGUUUUGUUGUAUAUUGGUACUAGUUUACAUGGCUAUUGAUUUUUGAAGGAUGGUCAAAUAUGUAGGUUUAGCCUGGAAACUUAUAGAAAGCAAGAAUACAAGUUUUCAUGGGAUAUAUUGACCUUGUAGUUAUGUUUUGUGGUAGAUUUUCAAAUGGUGGCAUAUAAUUUUCACAA